Messenger RNA from Rhinichthys klamathensis goyatoka, 1051 nucleotides. RefSeq lists its product as uncharacterized. The record is from RefSeq and is a predicted model, not a curated record. NCBI's taxonomy places the organism in Eukaryota, Metazoa, Chordata, Actinopteri, Cypriniformes, Leuciscidae. The coding region runs from base 422 to 1051 and encodes 209 amino acids. The transcript is spliced from 4 exons.
AUGUAUCAGUUUAAAUAAUUACUCAAGGUGCCAUAAUGAUUAAGCUGUGAUGUGUGAUGAUGACAGGGGGGGAAAACUUUAGUGAAUACAAGACAUAAUUGUACACCAUAGUCAUAACGUGCUUGCAUUUUAAGGUGUAUAUGACGCCACUAAAGAGGCAUUUCAGCAUCUAGGAACAGAAGCAGUGUGGUUAGAAAAGACAGUUGCCAUGGGAGCUGAUGGUGCAGCAGUCAAUCUCGGGCAUAAAGGAGGGGUAAUAGCCCUCCUCCAAGCUGAGGCAGGGGGUUUUAUUGUCCCAUUUCAUUGCAUGCCACAUAGGUAGGUUACAUGUGAACCUUCAGAAUAAAGAUAAGGUAGUAGCCUAAAUAAUGCAUGUUUAAUUUUAAGUUGAAUUCUUUGUAAUUGUAGACUGGAGCUGGCAAUGCUAUCUGUGCAAAGGAAAAUUCCAAUGGUGGAUCAUGUCUACAAUUUCCUCAACAUGGUUUGGAAGACAUACCACUUUAGCAGCAAAUCUAUGAGAGAACUACGAGCACUUGGAGAGGAGUUGGGUGUGCGUGUCAAUGUACCAGGUACUGUCAGUGGGACACGCUGGCUUCCACAUGUGAACCGGGCCCUGCAAACCUUGCUGAAACCUGGAGGAAAGGAUAGACAUCUGCAGAACCAUGGCCAGUUCACAGCAGUUUAUUACCACAUGGAACAUUUGACUGCAUCAUCCACCAAUGCUGAUAUUGCUGGAAGAUCAAGGAAGGUCAAGAAGAUGAUGGAAGAUGGAAGCUUUGUGGGUUUCUGUCACUUCUUGGCUGACUUGUUUGAGGCCAUAAGCAAAUUCAGCCUUCUUCUCCAAAGAAAUGAUAUUAUUUUGCCUCAGGCUGUGAAUGGAAUUGAGAAUCUCCUUGCAACUAUUGAGGCCAUGUCAGUGAGAUGCAAGCCGGGUGGUAGGCUGGCAGAAUUACUGGCAGACCUUCAGGCCCAGAGAAGACAACAAGAGGUUGAGGGGGAGACACACCUUUUGUACAAGUAUCAGGUGAGCAGGGAUCAUCAUCAAAUGUGA